AUGAAUCCUCAUGUUCUCAUGCAACCAAGCCUAGAUCCUCAAACGCAUAAAAGGGAGGCCAACUCAAAAGUCUCCAUUGGAGGUGUCUCAUAUCCAGAUCUUUACCCUUCUUCUCUGCAGCCCCUUCCAUCAGAGCAAGGCAACAUGAGUCGUCAGAUUUCAGCAGGCAGCCAACGAAAUGCGCAAAGCCCCUUUAACCACUAUAGCGCAAGCAGCUCAAGCUCCUGGCUCCAUUCUGGCUCCAAGAGCAGCAGCAAAAUGUCUAACUUUGGAGGAAGGACAACUUUAUCCCUGUGUGGAGAUCACAAGAGUGGCACCUGUGGAACUGGAAUCCAGGCAGCACCAAGGAGAUACAGCAUCCAGGGAGUACAUGUUGAUCCAAAGCUGUUGGAACCUUUCCAUGUCAGUAUCUCCCCUGAGAUCCAGAAAGUAAAAUGCAAAGAGAUGGAGCAGAUGAAGUCCCUUAAUAGCAAAUUUGCUGGUUUCAUUGAUAAGGUGCAGUGCCUGGAACAGAAGAACCAGCUGCUAGAAACUAAAUGGGCCUUCCUGCAGCAGCAAACCAAACCACCCACUGAAAACUUAGAGCGUUUGUUUGAACAAUACAUUGCAAGCCUGAAGAAGGAGUUGGAAUAUGUGCAAUAUGAGAAGGAGAACCUGCAAAGUGAUCGUGAAAGUGCAAAGGCACAAACUGCAGAUUUCAAGUGCAAAUAUGAAGAGAAAGUCAAGCAGCAUGCUGCAGCAGAGAAAGAGAUUAUAGAACUUAGGAAGGUUGUAGACUUCAUUUUUUCAAAUAAUGCAGAGCUGGAGCGGAAAAUCAGUCUCCUGGACCGAGAGAUCAAGUUCUUGAAAUGUGUAUAUAAGAAGGAGAAAGAACAGCUUGACAAACAAGAUCAAGAUGUGGAUGUGGUUGUGAAAAUGGACAACAGUAGAAACCUUGACAUGGACAACAUCAUAGCCACAGUCCGAAAAGAGUAUGAGGAAAUUAUGCAGAGAAGUAAAGCGGAGGCAGAUAAAUUUUAUCAAAACAAGUAUGAAGAGGCUCAAAGUAAGAGUUCUAGUUACAAAUGGGAUCUGAAGAAUCGAGAGCAGCAGAUUUCAGAACUUAUCCAACAAGUUGAAAAAGUCCAGUGUGAACUUCAGAGUCUGCAGAAGGAGAACGAAGAGCUCAAGAAGACAGUUUGUGAGGCAGCCAAAGGAGGUGAACAAGCCUUCAAAGAAGGUCAACAGAAAUAUGCUGAACUAGUGAAGGCCCUUCAAAAUGGCAAGGAUGAACUGGCCAGCCUAGUACGUGACUACCAGGAACUUCUGAAUGUGAAGAUAGUUCUUGAUAUUGAGAUUGCAGCUUACAAAAGUUUGUUGGAGGGAGAAGAAGAAAGGAUAUCCAGAGAUUCUUCAAGUUCCAUCAGUAUCUCUGUGACCAACUCCCCAUGCAGUUCUCAGAGGGCAGCAAAACAAGGAAAGGAAUGCAGUGAGAAGGCCGGAGGAUCCUGUCAAUGCAAACCUGCAGGAACUAAAAUAUCCAUUUCCUCUGACAGUAAAACCAAAUGUCAAAGUGAAAAGUCCUCUAAGGUCUGCAAAUGGUCCACUAAUACAAAGUAAAAUUGUAGGAAGGGAAGUAGACAGAACUUUCACAAACAACGGAAAGCAACAAUUUAUCUAGAUUUGUUAGAGGAGAAUAUUUGUAGCUCAGGGUUGAAAUGAGGGGUUAUUGGUGCUCUCCAAUAUUGGUUGUUUUCUUGAAGAUGUUUCAUUACCCAAAUUAGGUAGCAUCUUCAGUGCUAGUAGGGGGUGGGGUCUGCUCUCAGUUUAUAUUCUAGUGACUAUGGGAGUGGUCUUUUGAUUGGAGUAUUGCUUGCUUCUUGAUUGUUGGUCUGAUGUUAAUUUUGGUGUUAGGUAGAUUCCUACAGAUAUGGGUAAAGCUAGCUAAAGGAGUCAAAGUCAUGUCACUCUUUGCUAGCUUGGCAAACAAUGAUUCUCAAUGACAUGAAAAUGAACUCUCCCCAGAUUUGCAAGUUUCCAUUUUUCACAUUCUCUUCUGUUGAACAUCUGGGAAGAAGAGUUUAGAAAUUUCUCUUCAUGCUUUUAAUAACUGUAACCAUAGCUUGCAAUUCUGCAUUACUCCAAUCUUGGAAUUAAGUGAGACUUUUGCUAAGUGAGUUUUGCCCCAUUUUACAACCUUUUGUGCCACAGUUGUUAAAUGAAUCACUGCAGUUGUUAAGUUAGUAACACAGUUGUUAAGUGAAUCUGGCUUCCCCAUUGACUUUGCUUGUCAGAAAGUCACAAAAGCUGAUCACAUGACCCUGGGACACUGCAACCAUCAUCAAUAUGAAUCAGUAGCUGAGCAUCUGCAUUUAGAUCACAUGACCAUGGGAAUGCUGCAAUGGUUGUCACUUUUUCAGUGUUAUUGUAACUUCAAAUGGUCACUAAAUGAACUGUUGUAAGUUCAGGACUACCUAUAUUUUACUCUGUAUGCGCAGAACCUACCUUUCUAAAUCUUACCCAAUGAGGGAUGACAAUACUGCUUGUGAAACACACAUGCCUUUGGCCACAUGAUGUCCAGUGCAAUGGCCAAUAACACAAAAGGUGAAACAUGAAAACACAAUGAAAUUGAGUCUUCCAGAAUCCCAAGCAGAAUAUUCCAUUGGAAAACCCCCAUGUGCCUGAAGUAUUUUCUUUCAGUGCAGAGCUGUCUGUCUAUUUCUGCUUUCAGAUAUAAAUGUAUUUUUCUCCAGAACAAACAAAUAAAGGGGGAGCUUAUAAGGUGUAGGGUAAUAAUCACAGUAACAAAAUAGAUACAAUUCAAAGAAAGGUGCUUGCUUUAAAAACUCACUUCAAAACAAGCUACAGAGUGGUGCCGAUUUUAGCAAGACCAGCCUUAUACCAAGAUAACUAACACUGACUUAUCAGAGCAUUGAGCUAUAAUAUGCAGCACAGAGACUUCUAUACAGUUGUAGUUGAAUAGAAAAGAAAAAAGAAAUCACAUCUGGAUUCAGAAAAUGAGGCUAUGUAUUCUAAUUAACUUGAUAAGCAGAUACAAGCCAACCAUUUAUCUGAAAAGGAGAGCAAAGGAUCUGAAUACAGACUCCACAUCCUUUCUCCACCAUACAGCUGAUCAGUAAGAAUAUAGUUUGUUCAGCAGGGCUGUUUCUGGAACAAUCUGACUAUAAGGAGUUGCCUUCUUUUAGGGUGAGACCCAAAAGGUCGGCUGUUAAGGAUCAAAAGUAAAAUUUGGGGGCAUUUUGACAAUUAUCUGUUCAUGACACUACAUCUACUUGUUUUGCUCUUUGCUGUACUUUUCGGUCUCAUAGGUAAUAAACUAAAUGCACACAAA
This is a messenger RNA of Crotalus tigris (Tiger rattlesnake), 3331 nucleotides long. Its product is annotated as keratin, type II cytoskeletal 7-like. NCBI's taxonomy places the organism in Eukaryota, Metazoa, Chordata, Lepidosauria, Squamata, Viperidae. Gene Ontology annotation, cellular component: keratin filament. Gene Ontology annotation, biological process: intermediate filament organization; keratinization. The record is from RefSeq and is a predicted model, not a curated record. Bases 1 to 1599 code for a protein of 532 amino acids. The transcript is spliced from 9 exons. Gene Ontology annotation, molecular function: structural constituent of skin epidermis.